UCUCGCGGAUACGGACGCUGGGCCUCGCGGCAACAGGAUGGUGUAUACAGACCGAUACGUGAGGUGUAUACAAACAUCUCCCAACUGUACAACAGGACAGGUCUCCUUCAGGGCGAACGUCAGCAGCAGUAACGAAUAUUACUUAGGUGAUCGCGUCACUCUGAUACACCAGCGUUACCUUAAACAAUAGUAACCAUUAGUAGGUUCGUUAUACUAACUUCGGUUCAACUCCAAUGCUCUCUAACUAGCAACCACGGAACACUUCACAGGGCAGCGCUGUGCAUUAUAGUCACUCGACACAUCACGGCCGACAACUUGGGGACACUACGGCUCUGAAGGCGAUGACACGUUUUGAUUGCAAUGUAACUAUGUAAUACUUGUGCCGUUAAAGAAUCUCCACUGUUUUGAAUUAUAUCAGUUCAAAAACAAAAUGUCUAGUUAGCAUCGGGAGAAUACAUAUCUGGGGUUUUUUCGUUUGGAUAUUUAUCAUUAACUGACAAAAUCCGCUUUAAUCAAUCUCUUGGUGUUUAAUAGAUUGAUAAUGGUAAAUGAUUUCGUCAUUUUAUGACUUAUUGUAUUAUUUUUUAAAUAUAUGAAAGUUUUUAAAACAUUAAGGGACAAUUCGAGGAAUAGAAGUCGUUUAACCAACUUUUUCAUUUCAAUAACUGCACAAUACGCUAUUACCGUAGGAUGUGUGUUGGUCAUGCAUUGUGUCUGUAAACAAUAGCCAAGGGACUGUGCAUUCUGUUGGACAAGCAACACUACAUUGUCUGAAGGUUCCAGUUGAUGAAGAUACCCACAAGAAGGUGUGUGUGUUCCACUUCAUUUCUUGUUGGACAUAUGACCCAUGUCGAAUUGAACUUAUAUUUGCGUGACUUCGAUGUACGGCUGUCAUGAUGGUGGACACAGAACAUUGCAUCAUUAUGGUGAUUCUAGGGGUGUUCAGUAUUGUCGGCACCAUCGGAAACUUUCUGGUACUAUACAUUUACACAAGGAAGCGUGACCGGACUACAUCAAACAUAUUCAUCCUGACGCUUGCAGGGACAGAUUUUCUCACGUGCCUCGUUUUGGUACCGUACAAUAUCGUGGCAAUUGGAUUAGACCAUCGACUUGAGAUUGACUUCUUCUGUAAGAUCUACAUGUUCCUUCUGACGUGUAAUGUGCCGUUUUCUGCCUUUAUAAUGGUCGCUAUAGCCUUUGACAGAUAUUUCUGUAUCUGUCAUCCAUUCCUGCACGCCAUCAACAUUCCUCGUGCCAAAGCUAUUGUGUUUCUAAUGGCGGCACUGGCGUGUGUUUUCGGCAUUCUGACGUCCUUGAUGUAUUCUAUUUUUCGCUCUCCACUGUCAGAUGCUACAAAAGGAUCGAACACUACGUGUUUACAUACAGCGCCAUCUAAUGACCAGUCUUACAACACAUCUUUUACAUCUGCUGACCUCUGUGGCGAGGCCAGCAUCACGCCCAAUGAUACAGACGUGGACGGAGAAGAUUUAGAGGGUGUGUGUGGUCCGUUCAACGACAUAUUUGGGACAUACUUCAUAUGGGUGUAUCAGAAAAUAUACGCUGGUUUUUACUUGUUAUCAUUUCUGAUUGUGUUUGUGCUAUAUGGACUCAUAUACCGAGCGAUACACCUUCGGCGAGCUCUAAAGGCGAAACGGAAACGGUCAAGUCUGUUUCCGGCGGCAGCUGAAAUUUCCAUGGCAGAAACACAAAUGACGGCGUUAAAUGGAAAUAAUAUCGACAACUCCGAAUCUUCAGACAAAUGUUUGAAGAAAAAACACACUGGACAGAUGAAAGAUAAAAACUUCUAUGCAAAUAUUCGAACGGCGGCUAUGCUGUUCAUCGUUACUGUUGUGUUUCUGCUGGCGUUCCUUCCGGCAUGGCUUAUGGCUUAUGGCUGGAUACCAUACAGUCCAAUAGUUUUCUACAUGUACUUCCUGUAUAAUGUAGCUAAUCCAGUUAUUUAUGCCUUUAUGAACAUGUCAUUUCGGGCUGAUCUUCGAUCGCUUUUGUGUUCUAGCAGAUAGAACGUGGGACUUCUCUUGAACAUGGCAGUAAUGUAUCGAGAACCUAUUUUUUAAAUAAUAGAAAUUGAUUUGUAAAUAAAUUACUGAU
Mizuhopecten yessoensis (Yesso scallop) is the source of this 2112-nucleotide messenger RNA. RefSeq names its product cholecystokinin receptor type A-like. The record is from RefSeq and is a predicted model, not a curated record. Gene Ontology annotation, biological process: neuropeptide signaling pathway. Gene Ontology annotation, molecular function: G protein-coupled peptide receptor activity. Gene Ontology annotation, cellular component: membrane. The transcript has 2 exons. NCBI's taxonomy places the organism in Eukaryota, Metazoa, Mollusca, Bivalvia, Pectinida, Pectinidae. The coding region runs from base 894 to 2024 and encodes 376 amino acids.